UUGAGGUGGGGAGAGGGGCCCGGUGGGCUUGAGGGGCCGGGAGGACUGUCCAGGCUAAGCCCCGCGCGGGGAAGUGUGGCUUGCGGUGGAAGGGGUUGGCUUCUGGGGAAGAAAUCAAACCUAACCGUUCCCUUGGGAAAGGGGGCUAGUCCCCGACUCCCUGGUUCUUCCGCUCUCUGCAGUAACUUUGGGGUGUGGCAGGGGCUAGUGACCAGCGUUUACUCCGGAUCAGGGAGUGAAGGAGGUUUGUGAUCACGAUGGGGUUAUAGUCUUUAACGCGGCCACUGGGGGAAUAAAACAAAUGUUUGUAAUCCGGAUUAUCCGCGGUGGCUUGGGGCCUCCUCUACUGCCCAUCUAAGUUAAAGGCCUGUUCCCUCAAACUUCCUCCCCUAUCAUCUUCCUCUGCCAUCUCUUUGCCGGCCAAGCACAUCCGGGGACGGGGUCAGGGCCACUAGGUUCCUGGUAAGGUUGAAAGACUGAGCGUGUAGGGCUGUUAAAGUGAGUCUGUGUGAAAGAAGGAAGGAUUUUGUAGAUUGCUUCAGAGGGAGUGUGGGGUGAGGCCCUGAGUCCCAGAGCCUCAGCAUGUCAGGGAAACGGAAGCGGGUGGUGUUAACUAUUAAAGAUAAGCUUGAUAUAAUAAAAAAACUUGAAGAUGGAGGUUCUUCCAAACAAUUGGCAGUGAUUUAUGGAAUUGGUGAGACAACAGUUCGGGAUAUAAGAAAAAAUAAGGAAAAGAUUAUAACUUAUGCAAGCAGUUCUGAUUCCACAAGUCUUCUGGCCAAGAGGAAAUCUAUGAAACCAUCCAUGUAUGAGGAACUGGACAAAGCAAUGCUAGAAUGGUUCAACCAGCAAAGGGCAAAAGGGAAUCCCAUAUCUGGACCGAUUUGUGCAAAAAGGGCAGAGUUCUUCUUUUAUGCUUUGGGAAUGGAUGGUGAUUUUAACCCCUCCGCUGGUUGGUUAACUCGUUUUAAGCAGCGGCACAGCAUUAGAGAGAUUAACAUUAGAAAUGAAAGAUUAAAUGGAGAUGAGACUGCUGUGGAAGAUUUUUGUAACAACUUUCGAGACUUUAUUGAACGAGAGAAUUUACAGCCUGAGCAGAUAUACAAUGCAGAUGAAACUGGACUCUUUUGGAAAUGCCUACCAUCCAGGACUUCUGUGAUCAAAGGUAAAUGCACUGUCUCAGGGCACAAGUCAAUUGAAGAAAGAGUCACUAUCAUGUGUUGUGCCAAUGCAACAGGUUUACACAAACUGAAACUUUGUGUUGUGGGGAAAGCAAAGAAACCUCGCUCCUUCAAGUCAACUGACACCUCAAACCUGCCAGUCUCUUAUUUCAGCCAAAAAGGUGCAUGGAUGGAUCUUUCCAUUUUCCGACAGUGGUUUGAUAAGAUCUUUGUGCCACAGGUUCGAGAAUACUUAAGAUCUAAAGGCCUGCAGGAAAAGGCUGUGCUCUUGUUGGAUAAUUCACCAACACAUCCAAAUGAAAAUGUCCUCAGGUCAGAUGAUGGACAAAUAUUUGCUAAAUAUUUACCACCUAAUGUGGCUUCAUUGAUCCAGCCCUCCGAUCAGGGAGUCAUAGCGACAAUGAAGAGAAAUUAUCGUGCGGGUCUUCUUCAGAACAACUUGGAAGAAGGUAAUGACCUGAAAUCAUUCUGGAAGAAGCUAACUCUGCUAGAUGCACUUUAUGAAAUAGCAAUGGCAUGGAAUUUAGUAAAGCCGGUUACCAUUAGCAGAGCAUGGAAGAAGAUUCUUCCUACCAUAGAGGAGAAAGAAGGCUUGGACUUUGAUGAAGAAGAUGUUUCUGUGGCUACUGUGGCCACCAUUUUACAACAUACCAAAGGACUGGAAAAUGUGACUACUGAGAACAUCGAAAAAUGGCUUGAAGUGGACAGUACUGAACCAGGCUAUGAAGUGUUAACUGACAGCGAAAUCAUCAGAAGAGCACAAGGCCAGACAGACGAAUCUAGUGAAAAUGAGGAGGAGGAAAUAGAACUGAUUCCAGAGAAACAUAUUAAUCAUGCAGCUGCUCUCCAAUGGACUGAAAAUUUAUUGGAUUAUCUAGAACAACAAGGUGAUAUGAUUCUGCCUGAUAAACUCGUGAUACGUAAACUUCGAGCCACCAUCAGAAAUAAACAGAAGAUGACAACCUCAAGUCAAUAAUGGCAUGUCAUUGUUAACCAUUGUUUUGGUAAUUGUGUUUGUAACUCUUAACCUCUGCAGUGUGAUUUAAUUUUCUUUGCGUUCUUAAUUCUCAGUCACAGCCCUAUGAAAUGCAGAUACAAAAAUGUAUCUGAAGUGAUUCGAGGAUUGUAUGUUUUGCAUCAUCUCUGUGUCUUUAUUUGUGCAGAUAAUUGGAAGCUGAUUCUGUAUAGAUAUAAAUUACAUAUACACAGGUAUUCACUUUUGUAGAUCUGCAAUUACCCCUUCUAUUACAGUGGCAUUCCCUAAACUUUCUAAAAAAAAAUUACAGAUAACAGUGAACAGAUGGAGCAUUUUCCUGAAAUCUGUUGUUUGGUUUGUGAGGGCUGCCACAGUAAUCUUUUCUUGUGUUAACAUCUUAAAUGUUAUGUUUUGUGUGUCUGUAUACACUGACAGAAUGAGAAAUAUCUAUAUUUUAGAUUUCAGGGUGAUAUGCAGUAAUUAAAAGUGAAGUCCAAUAAUGAGGAAACUGAUCAAUGAAUUAUAAAAAUAACUUAGAAAUCAUACUUUUGUUCUCUUACAUUUGUUUAUGUGGCAAGAGGGGGAGAUUUUUCUGGAAGUAAAUAUAUAGGAAGUGAUUACUAAAUUAGUAACAAAACUAUUUGAAAGCUGAUAUAUAAAUGGGCUAUUCUGAUGUAUUCAUUUGUAGAAAACGAGUUGAAAAUUUGGGGAACUUUAGGUUAUUUAUACAAGGGGAAUAAAUAAGCUUGUUUUAAUUGGGUCUUAUGAAUUGGGUAAUUAUUUAUUCGUAAUUAUAGUACAGGUUUUGUAAUGUUACAUGUGGUAAUACGAACUCCUACCUUAUAUGUGGGGAAGAAUCUUGGGAAUUUAAAGUUAUGGUUUUUUUACUGUGUACUUGGAAAUGUCUAUAGUUUGAAAAAGUUUAUCAUACCUUCCCCUUUUAUUUGAUAUGAAAAGAAAAAGAAAUGAGAAGAAUAAAGUUAUUAUUAUUUUUAACAAG
This is a messenger RNA of Callorhinus ursinus (northern fur seal), 3157 nucleotides long. RefSeq names its product JRK like (gene JRKL). The record is from RefSeq and is a predicted model, not a curated record. Gene Ontology annotation, cellular component: nucleus. Gene Ontology annotation, molecular function: DNA binding. Lineage: Eukaryota; Metazoa; Chordata; Mammalia; Carnivora; Otariidae.